GAAUAGAAAAGGGGGAGGGAAAAAUCUAAGUGUCGCGAUAAGAUACCAGAAUGGAGGUGUUUAUUUAAGUGGUGUCAUGUCUCUGACACGUACUGACACCAUUCUGGACGAGCUGCUUUUUCUGUUUUGGUUGGAUGCACGACGAAGCCUUAAGAGGGGUAAGAUAGGAGGAACCGAAAUAGCUGUUCUGAUAACUUUUGGACAGUUUGACCCAAGGAUUAGUACGCUUCUUUGUCUUGCUCCUGAGCUGCUAUACUGACUGCGUUUCAUUCCAAUCAUGAGUAAACCGGUGACUCUGGCCACCUGCAUUGCCAAGAUGUACGAAGGUGCCAAGCUGGACAACUCUAAAGCUGCAUCUGGAACACCAAAGAAGACCAAUUCGACUCUUCUGGGCAGUCUGGGUCACAUUGAAGAGAAGAUCAACAUCCUGGAAGGAAGGGUUGAACAGAUCACAAACACGCAGAGUUUAAUGCUUCAGAAAUUAGAGACAGUGUGUCAUGGAAUGGGAGUGUUGGAGAAUAACUUUGUGCAACUCAGACAAGACAGUGCUGUAGGACAAUCUUUUAUAAAAGCUCCUCUUAGAGAGGAAGGAGUGAGGGACUCGGUCGUGAUCGCAGAGGUCAGAUCCCUGUGUGAAGAAACGGUGGCACUGUUGAUGACCCUGAAACAAGAAGGCCAGCUGCAGAGGAAGAAAAUCGAGGGGAUUGAAGGUUCAGUGUCCACCCUGGGGAAAGUGCUCGGGUACGUGGGUGAAGCCUUUCGCAGCUCAAAGAUAGUGGAGUUCAUUCUCAAUGGUGUUGUGCCUUGGAGGAAGCAAGGCCUUCUGGAAACAACUGAGGAAGAGAAAAAUACAUCAGACGGUGAUGCCACGAAGACCAAAAGCUCUCUCUGUCACACAGGAACUCAGGCUCCAGAGGAAAUUAAUGAGCAACCUGCAGUCCCACACAAUCAAGAGCAGAAAAUCAAGUCUCUGGCCCUUGGUUCUUCUCCAGCUAUAACAGAAGAGGUUCAGGUACCUAAAUCCCAGCGCAGGCCGAAGGAGGUGACACUGAAGAGCAGAGAGCCGGGUCGAGUCCAGGCCUUCGCUCCCGAAAGCCAUAGUGACUCGGACGUGGCCGAAGUGAACGCAGAUGAGAUUGUCCCUGCCACUGCAGCUUCUCAGCUCGAGAGCAAAACACCAGAGAAGCAUAACGCUCUACAGCAGACGGAGGCUCCUUCAGCCGCCAUCCUGCCGUCCAGAGACCCUUUAAUUAAAAAAGCGGAACCGAAUCAAAAGCACGAUGGAAAAGAUAAAGGUGUCCCCGAGGCCGGGCCAUGUCACAACGCAAAGCUGGACCUGCCAAUCAAAGGAAAGCUGGAACAGAAGGAGGCAGCUGCUCUGGAAACUCCACGGCUGAGAGGAGCAGAACGUGAGCCAAAACCCACACCACUCACCCAGAAGAAUAACACUCGGUCUACAGAUGUGGUUCUGGAGAAGCCUACAACACCCCAAAACAAAUCAGAGCCUUCGAAACACGUCGAAGCGGUGAGCUUGUCACCACAGAGCGAAGAUCAAUCGAAAUCUACAAGCCUGGAGUUACAGUUUCCUAUCAUCGAUGACUGUCCUCCUCGACCGGCCCCAUUCGACCACCGCAUCGUCAGCGCCAAGCAGGUUCUCAUUGGCUCCUAUUACUCAGUGGAACCCAACAGCUUGCUAGGAGGGGGGCGUUUCGGCCAGGUUCACAAGUGUGCUGAGCUCUCUUCAGGUCUCACUCUGGCUGCCAAGUUUAUAAAGGUGAAGGGGAUGAAAGAAAGGGAGGAGGUAAAGAAUGAGAUCGGGAUGAUGAACCAGUUAAAUCACGUAAACCUCAUUCAGCUAUAUGACGCAUUCGAGUCCCGGAACAAUCUCACACUGAUAAUGGAAUAUGUGGAAGGCGGCGAGCUGUUCGAACGCAUCGUAAACGAACAGUACCAGCUGACGGAGCUGGACGCCAUCGUGUUCAUGCGUCAGAUCUGUGAAGGAGUGCAAUAUCUCCAUCAGCAGUACAUCCUGCAUCUGGACCUGAAGCCUGAAAAUAUACUUUGUGUUAGCAGCACCAGCAACCAAAUCAAGAUCAUCGAUUUUGGCCUUGCUAGAAAAUAUCGACCCAGAGAGAAACUGAAGGUAAACUUUGGGACCCCUGAGUUUUUGGCGCCUGAAGUGGUGAAUUACGACUUUGUGUCAUUCCCUACGGACAUGUGGAGCGUCGGCGUCAUCACGUACAUGCUUUUAAGUGGCUUGUCACCUUUCCUGGGUGACAACGACGCUGAGACGAUGAACAACAUCCUUCACGCCAACUGGGACUUUGACGCUGAGGCGUUUGAGAACGUGUCAGAAGAAGCGAAAGACUUCAUCUCUAAAUUACUCAUCCCUGCAAAAUGCAGUCGACUGAGUGCCUCAGGCUGUAUGAAACACAGCUGGCUGAAUAAUCUGGAGGAGAAAGCGAAGAGACACAGAGUCCGUCUCAAAUCCCAGAUGAGACUACAGCGUUACCUAGCAGCUCAUCGCCAGUGGAAGAAGCACUUCUACGCGGUGACGGCGGCCAACCGGCUCAAGAGGUUCCAGCAGAGCAGAUCCAUGAGCACGUCCUGAUUCUUACAGACGUACAGGACCGAGGAGGGGAAGACGGACAUUCCUUUCUUCUUCACACUCAGCUCGACUUCACCGAGCUCCAGCACGUGUGCGAAGACGUCGGGGUUUAUUUCGUUUAAUUUAUUUUAUUCUAGUCAGACAAAGAAACAGCAGCCGAUUAAGAACGACAUUUUGUUGUAGUGAAUAUUCCUACGCUCACUUUAUGACGUACGUAUCGUUUGAUUUUCUGUUAUAAGCCACAAACACCACAGAUUUCUCUGCCCUGAGCAUGAAGAUGCUGCUGUACUGAACACACACUCGCAUGGAAAACUCUUCCUCCCUUCUGUGAAGGUGUCUUGUUUUUUUUUCUUUGCAUUAUAUUCAAAAUUAGCCUCUUUUUUUUUUCUUGUGGUGGAUUGAAACUCAUUUACCAGCCAAGAUGUUUUUUUUUUCUCCUCGCCUCUUGUGAUACACUCGUUCUGUUAUGCAAUAAACUCAUGUAGAUGCUUCUGGCA
Molecule: messenger RNA, 3105 nt
Organism: Tachysurus fulvidraco (yellow catfish)
Lineage: Eukaryota; Metazoa; Chordata; Actinopteri; Siluriformes; Bagridae
Gene: mylk3
Product: myosin light chain kinase 3
Exons: 13
Coding region: 278-2611 (777 amino acids)
Biological process (GO): protein phosphorylation; intracellular signal transduction; positive regulation of apoptotic process
Cellular component (GO): cytoplasm; nucleus
Molecular function (GO): protein serine/threonine kinase activity; ATP binding
Source: RefSeq, a predicted model, not a curated record